AUGGUAGAUGUGCUUAUGGUGCUUGUAGACGUCGAUAUUGUAGAUGUCGCUACUGUUUUUUCCAGGCAGUUUUCCAAAGUCGUGAAUGGCUUAGCCGAAAACAUCUGGAGAUCGACGACAUUGUAUCCUUCAAAGCCACAAAUACCGUCACCUGUUGGUGUAGCAGAGGACGAGGUAGUUGCGGAAGAGGUCGUAAGUUCUGGUGAGGUCGAGGUCACGGAGACAUCGGAGGACAUGCUGGACGAGAUCGAAAUGGAAGACGACGUCGUGGAUUCGAUAGACGAUGAUGAGCCCGAGAAAGUGCUGGUCGGCGUAGAGAAUAGAGUAGAACUAGAAGAAAUGCUGGUAGAGAUAGAAUGUGAAGUUGAGCUGGAUGAAACGCUGCUAGAGCUUCCGCAAUACGAGUACUGGGAACAACAGUUGCCAUACUUUCCACCAAUGCAGGUCAUUCCCGCAGGUGAUGCUCCAUACAAAUCUCCGCAGCGAACGUUUGUAGUAAUCUUCACUUUUACCAUAGAAGAAGGCGCCGUCGACAAGGCUAUUCCGGUGGAGGUGCUGCGGCUUGAGGUCGUCGAAGUUCGUACGGAUGUGAUGCCAUUGCAGCUACCGAACGAUGACUGGCAGCCUGUUUCGCAGUAG
Molecule: messenger RNA, 639 nt
Organism: Pyrenophora tritici-repentis Pt-1C-BFP
Lineage: Eukaryota; Fungi; Ascomycota; Dothideomycetes; Pleosporales; Pleosporaceae
Product: SSP160 multi-domain protein
Source: RefSeq, a predicted model, not a curated record